CAACUUAUAUGUACAUACUACCCACCUUAACUUGCAUUUCAUUCUCGACUUCAUAUUUUACAUGAAAAUACCACAACAAAAAAAAACUUAAAUUCAUGAUUUCGUCUUGGCGGAGGCGAAGAGCGGCUCGCCGUGCCCGCAAGAGGCAUGACGAACACGACGACAACGGUGGCAUGACGAUGCAGAUGGACAUGGAGACGGAACUGAUGAUACCUAGCCAUUUCAGGUGUCCAAUAUCUUUGGACUUGAUGAAAGAUCCAGUGACACUGUCAACCGGGAUCACCUACGAUCGCGAAAACAUCGACAAGUGGAUUGAAGCCGGUAACCACACUUGUCCGAUCACUAGCCAAAGCUUGAAAACUCUGGAGCCAAUUCCAAACCACACCAUUCGAAAGAUGAUUCAAGAUUGGUGUGUUGACAAUGUUUCACUUGGUAUUGAGAGAAUUCCCACUCCUAGAAUACCCGUUAGCUCCUUCGACGUGCUCCAAAUUCUCUCAAAACUUGCAUUGGCAAAGCAGAGAGAGGAUAGUGAAGGGUUUGUGGAGUUGGUGGUGGAGCUGAAGGGUUUGGCGAAGGAGAGCGAGCGUAACAGGCGGUGCAUUGUGGCUAAUGGUACGGGCUGUGUUCUAUCUGCCAUGUUUGAGGCUUUCUCUGAAAGGUCUUUUCAUAAAAACAUUGCACUUUUGGAGGAAAUAUUGUCAGCUUUGACAUUGAUGCUUCCACUUGAUGAAAAUGCCAAGUUUCAUCUAGGCUCAUGUGUAUCUUUGAAUUGCAUUGUUUGGAUUUUGAAGCAUGGAGGAGACUUAUCGGGACGAAGGAACGCAGUUUUGGUGCUGGAAGAGUCUCUAUCAUCGUCAGCAGCAGAUCAACAACACAAGGUAGAUGCUUUGGUAGAGAUUGAAGGAGCCAUGGAUGCUUUAGUCAAGUUGAUCAAAGAGCCAAUUUGCCCUACAACUACAAAAGCUUCAUUGACAACCAUUUACUACAUGCUUUCAUCAUCAUCAUCGUCAACAUCAUCAUCACCUACUCUUGUGAAUGAGAAGGUCAUAAUAAGAUUUGUAGAGAUGGGUAUGGUGUCUUUGCUGCUAGAAAUGCUUGUUGAAUCGGAGCGAAGCAUAUGCGAGAGGGCUUUGCAUGUUUUUGAUGGACUUUGCAGUUGUGACCAAGGGAGAGAAAAGGCUUAUGAUCAUGCUCUAACUAUGCCUGUUUUGGUCAAGAAGAUAUUGAGAGUUUCGGAUUUGGCGACCGAGUUCUCAGUUUCAAUCCUUUGGAAGCUUGGCAAAAAUGAGAAGAGGGAAGAAGAGGGAAGUGUUCUUGUUGAAGCUCUUCAAGUAGGUGCUUUUCAGAAGCUCUUGUUGCUCUUACAAGUUGGAUGUGGUGAGAAAACAAAGGAAAAGGCAAGUGAGUUGUUGAAAUUGUUAAACCUGCAUAGGGAUAGGUUGGAGUGUAUUGAUUCUAUGGAUUUCAAGGAUCUCAAAAGGACUUUUUGAACCAAACUGGUCCUUAUUCCUCCUUAGGGGAAAGAAUUAUACCGGUAUUUGUGAUAUUUUACUGCUCAAUGUACAAAAAAAUUCGAAGAGAAAUUUAUAAAUAUACGUGCUAUACAUUAAAAUU
This is a messenger RNA of Camellia sinensis, 1614 nucleotides long. RefSeq names its product U-box domain-containing protein 21. Gene Ontology annotation, molecular function: ubiquitin protein ligase activity. The record is from RefSeq and is a predicted model, not a curated record. Lineage: Eukaryota; Viridiplantae; Streptophyta; Magnoliopsida; Ericales; Theaceae. Gene Ontology annotation, biological process: protein ubiquitination.